AUGGUUGAAACGCAGUACCUGAAGGAUGUUAACAGAGGAUUAAUGAAACCUUCAGAGUACUGUUAUGAUACUUGCUUAAAAUUUGACGAAGCCAGCGUCUCUAGUCAACAAGUAGGACGCGAACAAACUUCCGCCCAGCCGGUGUUUUCGGACUUUGAGAGGGUCUAUUGUAAAGUGGCCGCUCCCGGCCAGAAAAGACUCCGCCGAAGUGAAGGCUCAGAUGAAUAUUCGUAUGCGGACGCGGUUCAGGACCGCGUGGCGCGGAAUUUGAAUGUCGCCCGGCAAAAAUCUUCAUUAAAUUUCUUUCAAAGUGAACCAAUAAAAAUUUGUGAUUAUUACAUUAGUUUCAUUCGAUAA
Helobdella robusta is the source of this 357-nucleotide messenger RNA. RefSeq lists its product as hypothetical. Lineage: Eukaryota; Metazoa; Annelida; Clitellata; Rhynchobdellida; Glossiphoniidae. The record is from RefSeq and is a predicted model, not a curated record. The coding region runs from base 1 to 357 and encodes 118 amino acids. The transcript has 2 exons.